GUGUCUGUGUUCUCUACUUUUGUGAUAAAUGCUUAUCAGAUGUGCACCAUUUUCCUCUAUGGAGUUGAUUUCUUUUCUGUGUAGACUGGUUGUGAGCUCAUUAUAAGAAAAAAAGAAGCUUUAACACAGCCACCAGCCACAGCUUCUGUUAUCACAAUGCAACCUCCACUGCCCCACUCCAUGCUUCCAUACCAACCACCACCAGCCCAGGUUGUUGCUCGUACAAGCACUGCUCCUUCACUUCCAACACCUGCCCCUGCAAAGACAAGCGAGUCGUCUCAUCCACCACUGAAAUGCCCCAUGGCUGGAACCUUUUAUCGAUCCCCUGGACCAGGUGAACCUCCAUUUGUGAUGGUAGGAGAUAAAGUGCAGAAAGGACAGGUUGUUUGUAUUAUUGAGGCCAUGAAAUUAAUGAAUGAAAUUGAAGCUGAUCAAUCGGGAACCAUAACUGAGAUACUGGCAGAGGAUGGGAAGCCAGUUAGUAUAGACAGGCCUCUUCUUGUCAUUGCACCUUGAAGAACGGGGCAAAAAUAUCCGAAAACUUGGGUGGCAGUAAUUUUAAGUCAUAUUUCUGUUGCCUGUAAUUUUUAAUUCAAAGACGGGUCUUGUUUUGGCUUGGUAAACCCUUCCUUUCUGUGCCAUUUUUUUUUUUUGGUUUUGUUCCAUUUCUCAUUUCUCUUCACUAUUGUAUGGAAGUCAAAUCUCAUUCUUGAUAAGAUCAUAUGAUGCUGCACUUUCAUUCUC
Messenger RNA from Vitis vinifera (wine grape), 744 nucleotides. RefSeq names its product biotin carboxyl carrier protein of acetyl-CoA carboxylase 2, chloroplastic. Gene Ontology annotation, molecular function: acetyl-CoA carboxylase activity. Gene Ontology annotation, biological process: fatty acid biosynthetic process. Lineage: Eukaryota; Viridiplantae; Streptophyta; Magnoliopsida; Vitales; Vitaceae. The coding region runs from base 157 to 516 and encodes 119 amino acids. Gene Ontology annotation, cellular component: acetyl-CoA carboxylase complex. The transcript has 4 exons. The record is from RefSeq and is a predicted model, not a curated record.